Messenger RNA from Ctenopharyngodon idella (grass carp), 1680 nucleotides. RefSeq names its product bcl-2-related ovarian killer protein homolog B. The record is from RefSeq and is a predicted model, not a curated record. Lineage: Eukaryota; Metazoa; Chordata; Actinopteri; Cypriniformes; Xenocyprididae. Bases 448 to 1098 code for a protein of 216 amino acids. Gene Ontology annotation, molecular function: protein homodimerization activity; protein heterodimerization activity. Gene Ontology annotation, cellular component: mitochondrial outer membrane. The transcript has 4 exons. Gene Ontology annotation, biological process: intrinsic apoptotic signaling pathway in response to DNA damage; extrinsic apoptotic signaling pathway in absence of ligand; regulation of apoptotic process.
GUUGAUUAGUGGUUACCUAAGCGUUCCAGGUAGCGAGAAAAAUCGCUUCCAAGUGUCAGAUCCAGGGCACAAGCGAACAGCGACCUCAAACAAACCGAUGGAAAUGUGACAGAAAGUCCAUUUCAGCAUUGUAUGUUCUUAUGCGAAACAUGGAAGAAGGGACAUUGAAGAUGAGAAAUGAUCAAAUCUGGCAGCGGAGCGGAAGUUGGUCGAUCGAUCAGCGUAAAUCAAUUUUCUAGUGAGGGAAUUUAGUUUGGGCUGUUGUAGUUGCUUUCCCUGAUUGGCUAUACGUUACGGCGAACCUGUUUCACAUUUAAUUUGUCUAAACGUCCGUCGUGGAAAUGCGCUUCGUGUUGUUAGUGGAGUCUGUGGGGUGUUUAUGUAGGCUACCUGUCCAGUGAACACAACCAGUGAAGUUGCUGUAGUUUUAGCUCGUGCCAAACAAACAUGCGGGACAUGACCGUGUUUGAGCGAUCUCCCGUGACCGUGUUCGCCGCGGAGAUGAUGGAGGUGUUUGACCGGACUCCCACGGAAAAAGAACUCGUCUCUCAGUCCAAGGAACUUUGUAGAGACUUCAUUCACUCCAGAAUCAUAAGGGAAGGACUCAGCUGGUCAAAAGUUGAGCCAGAUCUGCCCGAGCCACACGGUGCUCUUGCAGAUGUAUCUGUGGUGCUUCUUAAACUGGGUGAUGAACUGGAGUGUAUGCGCCCAUAUGUGUAUCGUAAUAUUGCAAAGCAGCUGAACAUCAGUGUAGCAGUGGAGGCUGUGGUGUCAGAUGCCUUUCUCUCUGUAGCAACAGAGAUUCUAGCCAUGGGGAUCACAUGGGGCAAAGUGGUGGCCAUCUACGCUGUAGCUGCUGGGCUGGCUGUGGACUGUGUGCGACAGGGCCAUCCAGUCAUGGUGCACACCAUUGUGGACAGUCUGGGAGAAUUUGCGCGUAGGAGCCUGGUCCCAUGGCUCAAAAAGCGGGGAGGAUGGGGGGACAUUUCAAAAUGUGUGGUGAACAUGGACUCUAGAGCUCAUGCCCAUUGGUUAUCAACAGCUUUGUUAUCAUGGAGGGAAUUCAUAAAGACCAUGUACAUCUACCUGACGAAGUAGCCUUGUGCAGAAGUCAUCCUCUUGACUGAGAACUGAAUCUUUCCCUCCCAGAACUAUCUGAAUGGUCCAUUGUACUGUUUGUGGAGCCCUGGGGAGCAAUAUAGCCCCUCACAAAGGUUACAGCACGUCAUCCAGGUUCAACUGCACCUUAAUCGUCAUUUACCUUUAAUUAUUUCUUUAAAAUAUACUAAACAUAGUGUGAAACAAAUACUAUGAGCUGACAUUUUGUGGAGGGGAUGGUACUAUGAGGGAAAACGGCUAUAUUCAUUGCUGGAGCUACAUAAUGUCUGUCUUCCUUAAUAUAAAAUGACCCAGAAAUAAGGUCUGCAGCUAAAGGAGCUCCUUUCGUGCUGAUGAUGCAUGGUAUGGAUUCAUUCUACUGAGAUUUUAUACUGAAUAACUGUGCCAUGAGUGGGAUAUUUUAAUGUAUGACAAUGUUCAGAUUUUUAUUUUUACAAAAUUGCUUAAGAUUAUGUUUGGAGUGUCACUUUGCACUUUCAAUUUGUACAGUUUGUGGUGUGUGUAACACAGUUUUCACCAGCUGUAUACAUCUUUAAAUAAAGAUUUUAUUGUGGGUCUUGA